Messenger RNA from Nerophis lumbriciformis (worm pipefish), 984 nucleotides. NCBI's taxonomy places the organism in Eukaryota, Metazoa, Chordata, Actinopteri, Syngnathiformes, Syngnathidae. The record is from RefSeq and is a predicted model, not a curated record.
AUGCAUGCGAGCGAUGCAGUCUAUGCCUCGUUGGAGGCACUAAUAGCCGUUUGCUGCUGCUUGGGCAACGCUCUGGUCAUCGUAGCUGUGUGGACGACCAAAAGCAUCGGGCAGCCCACUUUCUGUUUGAUCAUUUCGCUGGCAGUAGCCGAUUGUGCGGUGGGCCUAGUGGCCAUCCCGUUGGCUGUGCUGGUGGACGGCAGGGCUCACACGUCCUUUAUCGCUUGCCUUUUUAUCAGCUGCGUGGUCAUCCUCUUGACCCUGGUGUCCAUUUUGUCCCUCAUGGCCAUCACAGUGGACCGCUUUCUUCGUGUCUACAUUCCUCUCAGGUACAAAAGAACAGUAACUCAGAGACAUUCGUGGUCCGCAGUUGCAGCGUGUUGGCUCGUCGCUCUGCCUCUGAGUUUCACACCUAUGCUCGGUUGGCACAAUAAAGACCCUUCUUCCCACGGGUCCUCCAAUGCCACGUUCACAUGCCAGUUCAUCACCGUGAUACCCAUGUCUUACCUGGUCUACUUCAACUUUUUCCUCUGCACUCUGACGCCAUUGCUAGUCAUGUCAGUGCUAUACGGCUACAUCUUCUGCGUCAUUCGCGGGAACCUUCGAGAAAAACCAGGCAACGGAGCCCAGGCCAGAUCUGACAUCUACCUGAAGAAAGAGAAGCAGUUGGCGGGAUCUCUCGCAUUGGUCUUGGCUCUCUUCGCCUUCUCCUGGAUCCCGCUGCACGUGCUGAACUGUGUCGCAUAUUUUGAAUUGGCCGAAGUGACGGCGAGCGCUUUUCAUGCGGGCAUCCUGUUGUCUCACGCAAACUCUGCUGUAAACCCGGUGGUGUACGCCUUUAGGAUCCGCAAGAUCAGGAUGGCCUACCGGAAGAUGUGGAGGAGAUGCCUAACAUGCGGGAACGAGCUUCAAGUCUCUCAGUCCAGCCAGACCACGGACAACAACCAAAGCAACAGUAUGGACAAUGUGACCUUGCAUGCUUAA